Molecule: messenger RNA, 780 nt
Organism: Oppia nitens
Lineage: Eukaryota; Metazoa; Arthropoda; Arachnida; Sarcoptiformes; Oppiidae
Exons: 3
Coding region: 1-780 (259 amino acids)
Source: RefSeq, a predicted model, not a curated record
AUGGGAGGUUAUGAGCCCCACCAUCACCACCACCACCAUCAACAACAACAACAACAUCAUUAUCGUCAACGACACGACUAUCACCAGAGGACAGCCCUAUUUCUAUGCCACAAAUGGACAUUGUUUACAAUAUCGUUGGCCAUACUGGCCAUGAGUACCGUAUUGGCAGCGCUUAGCCAUAAAAUUGCCGACAACUAUGCCAUCAAUUAUGAAAUUGAAUUCAAAAGUCAAUAUCAAAAAGAAUCACUGGAACAGGCGCUGAUAGGUAUGGCCAUUGUUACCGGUUUUUUCUCGCUAUUUGGUUUGGCCGGUGCUCUCCGCGAAAGCUAUUGUUCAACAUUUACGUUUGCCGUCUAUAUGGGUGUGAAUACCGUUGGGAAUAUGUACGCUGCCUGUACAGGGGUGGCCGGUGUUUGGCUACCGGCGCUCAUACAGCUAACCAUUACGUUGGUUGGCUGGACAUUUGCCCGUAAACUACGGCUACAGAGACCGAUGAUGAGGACGGCAUCGACGGCAUCGGGGACGCCAUCGACGUUCAUAGUCAGCACCGGUAGACACCAUCACCAGCAGUACGGCCAUCAUCACCAACAUAUAGUAGUACCGAUUGUUGCCGGUGGCCAACAAUGGACUACCGGUGCCCAGUUGUUGUCACCUGGUGUUGGUGGUGGAGGACUGGGAGGUCAUGGGUUGGCUAAUAGUAAUAGUAAUAAUCAAUGGAUUUGUGUACACAAUCCGCCCCCAUAUGAUAGUCAUCCAGAAUAUUGUUUUAAUGUUAUUUAA